CAGAGGCAGAGGCCGAGCCGGAGCCCCGCCCGUGGCGUGUUCGCGUCGUAUCUCGCUUUAACGCUAGUUUGUGUAUUCUUCAGAAGCCGGACAUCAUUCUUAAUUCAACUGACCGCACAGUGGACCAUCAGAUCAGUAACCGGAUCUUUCCAAAAAGAAAAUCUCGAAUUAUAGAACUCACCAUGCGCGGACGCGGCUGGACUCUGUCCCGGAGCAGCAGCCCAGUCUCUGCCCGUUAGGUCUCUUCUGAACCCCGAGUAAGAAGACUGUAUUUUUCCCCUGAGGUACCGUAUACCUUAGUCAUUUACAAUGGAGGUGUUCCGGUGAAAUACAAUGUCUGUCUGUAGACCGGCCAGUGUAGGACUCUGAGCAAAAGGAAUAAAUCACUGGUUAAUACACCGAGGAAAGUGUCAACCGGAGGCGGAGCACCGCUCCCUUUUUUCGCUCACCGGAAUCUACUCGAGGCCGCGGCUUCGGACGCGGCCUAAAGGACAACAGGAGUGACUUUUGCGUCUUUUUAAGACUUUCGAUAGGUAACUGGAUUUCACCAGACCAGGACCAAAGCAGUGUGGAGAAAUGCCCUAAGUGUGAUAGAGGUUUAUUGAGCGUUUUAUUGGCUUUAGAAGGCGGUUUUAAUAGAACAGAAUGGCGUCUUAUGUAGAUAGCAGUUUUCGGCAGGCGAUUAUGAAGAACCCCAUCGAAAGGACGCAACAGGACCUUCAGAUCGUCUACUCUUACCUACAUGGGAUGGAAGCACUGUCCAGCCUGAGAGAGCACCAGCUCAGGUUAAUGUGUGAAACAGUUCGCUACGAGCAUCAUGAAGCCAACGAGGUUUUAUACUACCCGGACGACAUCGGAAGCUGCUGGUACAUCUUGCUGUCUGGCUCGGUUUUCAUUAAGGAAUCGAUGUUCCUUCCACGCAGCAGUUUUGGGAAACGUUCUGCAGGGAGUUUGCGGCGAGGCUGCGAGUGUAUCGUCCUGGAGGCCUCUGAGAUGAUAGUGGUGGACUAUGUGGAAGACAGCGAGGAGUAUUUUCAGAGGCAAGCGUCUCAUCGACAGUCCAGGAGAAGGUUUCGGAAAAUCAACCAGCGCGGCGAGAGGCAGACCAUCAUCGACACGGUGGAGCAUUAUCCAGCUAGCAAGCCUCCUCUUCCCCCCGGCCAUCACACGGAGUCUUCCAAAUCCCAGCUUCCUGCGGAUUUCACGAAGCUCCACCUCUCAGACGGACUCCACCUCCACAUGUCCUCCAGUCAGUCUAGAUCCAGCAUUGCUAGUGACUCAGGCAGCAGCAGCCUAUCAGAUAUUUACCAGGCUACCGAGAGCGAUUGCGGCGAUGUGGAUCUCAGCGGACUUCCCGAGACCGCGGUGGAUUCGGAGGAUGAUGACGAUGACGAAGAAGUGGGGAGAUCCUCCGACCCCCUGAUGAGUCGAGACAUCGUGAGAGACUGUUUGGAAAAAGACCCCGUGGACCGUACAGACGAUGAUAUUGAGCAGUUACUGGAGUUCGUGCAGCAGCUCCCUGCUUUUUCCAGCCUCAGCGUGUCUGUGCGGCGAGCGCUCUGUGCCGUCAUGGUGUUUGCUGUAGUGGAACGAGCUGGAACUAUCGUACUGAACCAUGGAGAGGAGCUGGACUCAUGGUCAGUAAUCCUAAACGGAGCCGUGGAGGUGAUGUAUCCGGAUGGCCAGUGUGAGACUGUAGGAAUGGGCGGAAGUUUUGGGGUCUCUCCUUCCAUGGAGAAAGAGCUGAUGAUCGGCGUCAUGAAGACCAAAGUGGACGACUGUCAGUUUGUGUGUAUCGCGCAGCAAGAAUACUGCUGCAUCCUGAAUCAGGUGGAACUCAACACGCAGCGAGUGGAGGAGGAGGGAGAGAUUGUAAUGGUGAAAGAACACAGAGAACUUGACCGCACAGGAACACGCAAGGGACACAUUGUGGUUAAGGGAACCCCAGAGCGUCUGAUCCAGCAUUUAGUGGAGGAUCACUCCGUAGUGGACCCAACGUACAUUGAAGACUUCUUGUUGACCUACCGGACUUUCCUUUCUAGUCCUCUUUUUGUUGGCCAAAGACUUUUGGAUUGGUUUAAUGACCCCAGUUUGCGUGACAAGGUGACACGGGUCGUGCUACUUUGGGUAAAUAAUCACUUUGGUGACUUCGAGGGAAAACCAGAAAUGACAAACUUCCUGGAGGAAUUCCAAAACAAACUGGAAAGAGAAAAAAUGAGCGGUCAGUUGCGAUUGCUCAACAUCGCAUGCGCUGCCAAAGCCAAGUCCCGUGUGGUUACCAUCGCGAGGUCCUCUCGUGAGCUGCCCCUCCCCUUCACUCUGAUUGGUGGAGCUGAGAGAGGAACACACCUCUUCAUUGACACUGUGGACCAGGGCAGCAAGGCAGAGGAGGCGGGGCUUAAGCAUGGGGACCAGAUACUUGAAGUGAACGGUCAGACGUUUGAGAACGUCCACCUGUCCAAAGCAAUCGAGAUCCUCAAGAAUAACCUACAGCUGUCCAUGAGUGUCAAAACCAACCUUCUUGUCUUUAAGGAGUUAGUAGCUCGAAUCGCAGAGGAACGGAAAAACGGGGUUCCUCACCUUCCUAAGAUCGGCGACGGGAAGAAAAGCUCCCGCUACUCUGUUCCUGAUCUUGGGGCCGAUACUGGGGUUAUGUAUCAGGAGAAGGUCGGCAAGAAGGCUAAAGCGCACACCAUGGGAGGCCGCAACAAACUGAUGAAGAUUUUGGACAAAACACGCAUUAGUAUUUUACCUCAAAAACCAUACAGUGACCUCGGAAUAGGGCAGACUCAGGAUGACAGCAUUGUGGGCCUGAGACAGACUAAGCAGGCUCCGCCCACCACGACAAUCACCGGAAGCUUGUCUUCCAGCAACCCUGACUUGGCGCAGGGCCAACAGCGCAUCAUUGACUACAGCAUGCAGCCACCUGCACCUGGAUUCACUCAAUUACAAGACCAGGUGCUGCGAGUGUUCAAAGCAGAUCAACAAAGUCGCUACCUGCUGAUAAACAGGGACACGACGGCGAGAGAGGCGGCCAACCUGGCGAUCCGGGAGUUCGGCCUGACCGGCGGCCCUGAAGCGUAUUCACUGUGCGAGGUUUCGGUUACACCGGAGGGCGUCACCAAACAGAGGAGACUUCCUGAUCAGCUCAAUAAACUGGCCGACAGGAUUCAGCUCUGCGCGAGGUACUACCUCAAGAGCAAUAUGGAGACCGAGACGCUGUGCUCAGAUGUCGAGGCCCAAGAACUGCAACGUGAAUCUCAGGUUUGUCUGUUAUCUCUGAGCUCCACCGAGAUAGCCAAUCAGCUCUCGGCACGCAACUACGUGCUCUUUGCCAGCAUCGAGCCCACCGAUUACAUCGAUGACCUCUUCAAACUGCGUCCGCGUGAACUGCCGGGCAACCUCCGCAACUUCGAGAACCUCGUCAAUCAGGAGACCUUCUGGGUCACCACGGAGAUUGUACGGGAACCCAACCAGACCAAAAGGAUGAAGAUAAUCAAGCACUUCAUCAAAGUCGCCCUGCAUUGUCGCGAUUGCAAAAACUUCAACUCCAUGUUCGCUAUUAUCAGCGGGCUGAAUCUUGCCCCUGUGUCGCGUCUGCGUGGGACGUGGGAGCGACUUCCGGCUAAAUACGAAAAGUUGUUGGCCGAGCUGCAGGAAGUCUUCGACCCGUCACGCAACAUGGCCAAAUACCGCAAUCUUCUAAACAAGCACAAUCUCCAACCACCAAUCAUUCCUCUUUUCCCCGUCAUAAAGAAAGACCUCACGUUUCUACACGAGGGGAACGACUCUAAAGUGGACGGAUUGGUCAAUUUUGAGAAACUGAGAAUGAUCGCUCGUGAGAUCAGACAUGUGGUUCGGUUGGCGUCCGUCACCAUGGAUCCAGCGCAGCUCUUCAGGACAAGGAAGAAAAAAUGGAGGAGUCUUGGAUCUCUGAGUCAGGUGAGCAGCUCCUCGUUGUCCGAGGGGACGGUGAGUCACCGAAGAAGAGGCAGACGGAGCUCCUUCCUCAGCGCAAAGAAACUGUACGAGACGGAGUUGAUGAGCAGACGAGUGCGGCAGUACUUGGACAUGCGCACACACGAGAGCGACGAGGACACCUUACACGCCCUGUCUCUGCAGUGGGAGCCUGCCAGCAACUCCACGCAUAAAACAGGCGCAGAGAAAAGGAGAGUUGAUGCAUCUCCAGCAAUGCCAAGAAGCCCUACGCCAAAAAAUAUACCUCGGAAGAAGCCACCUGCCAAAGAAACGGCACCCUAUGGUGCACAUUCGCCUGUGUCUCACCAUUCAGAAGAAUGCCCGGAUAGGCACAAAAGACAACAGGAAAACAUCCAAACAAAACCACCUUCUCACCGCUCAUCCCCGCCUACUUUACCUGGCAGCUCGUCCAGAAAAGCAGGCCCCGAUCAGCUUAGUCUCCUGAGUUCCUCAUCAUCCGACCUGAUCAUAGCAGAGGAGAACACUCACACCCACGUUCAUGCCCCCCCUCAACCUCGCACAUUCACACAGACUCCUAACACACACCGAGCGGAACCAGACCAGAUCAGUCUCGGAUCUUAUUCGCUGACUCAGGACCAGUGCGAUCGCGCCUCAUUGGAUGCUGUUGACAGUGGGCGGGGCAGCUGGACCUCCUGCUCGAGUGGUUCCCACGACAACAUCCAGAGCAUCCCUCAGCGCAUCGGUUACUAUGACAGCCGCAGCUGGGAGACUCUAUCAGAGGGGCCAGGGAUGGGGCGGAGCCAGUCUGCCACACCCCUGGGCUACUGGGCAGACGAAUCGGAAGGCGACACGGGCACGAUCAAGCGCCGAGGGGGAAAGGACGAGGUGCCGGUGGUGCCAAAGCCCGUCACAAGUCGAAGAGAGAGCCGUUUCCGAGAGCCUCCACCCACUCCACCUGGAUACACCGCUCUUCCACUGUCCGAGGUCGAGGAGCUCGGCCAUAAUCCCGUCCACAGUCAGACACCCGGGCGACGCCCGCCAGACUACAACGCAGCUUUGCAGAGGUCCCGCCUCAUUAAGAGGUCAUUGGACUUAGAACCGCCCCCACAGCCACGCCCACAUACCCGCAUGCACGGAUACACUCACUGUCCUACGCCACGCAGACCAACAUGCGAUGAAAAUGAGCAGAUUUCAGCAGUAUGAGAUCAGCACACAGCCUCGCCUCAUUCGCUCGCUAGGAACUGUAUUCAAAGCUUCUGAAAAACCAAAUCGUCUCAACUCUCUGCUCCUGCUGUCCUCUGAUUGGUUCCCACAGCUGUCACUCAAAUCCCAAGUUGAGUGAGUGAGAGUGGACUUAGUGGUGAAGAGACUCAGAAACUACCACAUCGUUUGACAUUCAUUCUUAUUUUUAAUUUGCUCUUGGUUUGAAAUCACUGUGAGAACCACAAGAAAGAUGUUUUUUGGCACUUUGAAGGGAAGAAAAUGAAGGAAGACGGACUGAGUUUCACAAACAGAUGCUGAUAUUUUUUAUUUUAUGGAAACAGUGUUACUUCAAUUGAUGUCUAAAGCCUACGCUUUAUGUGUGUGUGUGUGUGUGUGUGUGUGUGUGUGUGUGUGUGUGUGUGUGUGUGUGUGUGUGUGUGUGUGUGUGUGUGUGUGUGGCAUGCAAGGAUACUUGAAAUAGAGCGUGAUGGCGUGUGUGUGUGUGUGUGUGUGUGUGUGUGUGUGUGUGUGUGUGUGUGUGUGUGUGUGUGUGUGUGUGAGUGAGAAAAGCUGCCCGUCAUCGACCUCAGAAACAACUGUGUUGCUGUCAGUAUUCAAUCGUUCAUGUUCACGUCUUGUGAUUUCAAUCUGAUUUCUCACACUGAUUUUUUUAAUGCAUUUUCAGGCAUUUUUAUGUUUUAAUUCAUUUCAAUCAUGUUUUAAUUAAUGAAUCAAAUUUUCAUUCCUCUCUUUGCCAGUUGAAUGGCAUUAGGCACAAACUGUUGCACAGAUGGAGAAAGUUGGGGGAGAAAAAAAAAGAAAAAAGUUUGCAUUGUUAUUAACUGUUAUGAAAGUUAUUAUGUAGCUACCUUUUUCAAUCAUAGGUCAUAUAUAUGUAAGUAUGUAUGUAAGAAUGUAUGUAUAAGAUAAGAGAUGUAAGAAUACAUCUAAGACUUCAAGAUCUUCGUUUGUCCCUGCCUGAACCUUUUCAUACCACAUGUAUUUCUAUGUCUUUUAAAAAGACAGCUGGUAAAAGUCUGUAUCACAUUUUGUAUUUUUAAUACAAAAAAAAUAAUGUAAAUAUCGGUUAUAUUUUGUUUAAAAAACUGCAGAGAGCUAUAUGCUGUUUGAGGUGACGUUCGGCUACGACGAAUUCGAAUGACCAAAAAUAAAAUACUGUAGCAACAA
This is a messenger RNA of Silurus meridionalis, 6330 nucleotides long. It is a transcript of the gene rapgef2a, whose product is annotated as Rap guanine nucleotide exchange factor 2a. NCBI's taxonomy places the organism in Eukaryota, Metazoa, Chordata, Actinopteri, Siluriformes, Siluridae. The record is from RefSeq and is a predicted model, not a curated record. Bases 646 to 5142 code for a protein of 1498 amino acids. Gene Ontology annotation, molecular function: protein binding; guanyl-nucleotide exchange factor activity. Gene Ontology annotation, biological process: positive regulation of ERK1 and ERK2 cascade; small GTPase-mediated signal transduction. The transcript is spliced from 30 exons.